AUGUCAAGCUUCGUACCUGAUCCUCUCGAUAAUUUACUUCCACCCUUGGGGGAGCCAAACCACCCGGAACACCCCCAGGACCCUGGAGGGACAAACCUCAUCAUCAGUGAAAUAAUACAAGUCGUCGUCAAUAGUAUGUGCCAUCUAUCUUCAUUCAUCACGUACCAACGAUUUCCCGAAGCUAUUCUGGCGAUGCUUUGUUUCGUCAUUAAUCAGCUGUUUCGUUUGGCGACACCCUCCGUACCAGAUCCACUUGGUGAUGCUCUCCCACUCUUGAGUGAGGAGCCGAGCCACCCAGAACACACCCAGGACCAGGGAGAUACAAACAUUACUAGUGGAAUACAACACAUCGCUAUUACUGCCAUUCGCGCCACUGAUCUCACUCUUGGUCUCCGACGGAUACCAGCUGGCUUCCACGUGACAGUACAAGCUGAUGGUGUUGAAUGGCAGACAAGCAACAAAUCUGUACAUGUAGACCAGACCGUUGUCGAAUGGAACGAGCACAUACUUCUGCCAUCCGAGCCAUCUUCUAAAGUUCGGGUCAGGUUGUAUGCCUCAUUUGAAUUGGGUUCCAUGCUCGAUCAUGGAGAACUCCUCCGCACAUUCGAGAUCUCAGUUAGAGAAUUACUUGAUCGCAGUCGACAGUCCCAUCCCAUCGUCUUUAAGCCAAAACCAGGGCAAGUCGUAUCCUCAUGUACUUCACUGCUCAUGACAGUGGAGCAGCGACGUUCUGAUGAAAAUGACGCCGCAGCUCUUCCCCCCCUUACUACUCUCAUGACCAGCGAUAUGCAUACGUUAUUACUCAAAACGGAUGCCGGACAUUGUCUUCUCGCACGAUACCGCAGAACGCAGAACAGCAGGGAUCUCGACCAAUGCAUAAAGCACUUUGAAGGCGCCUUUGAUCUCUGCGCCUUUGAUCAUCCCUGCCACCCUGCGGCACUGUUCAAUCUAGCCACCGCGAAGUUUAUUAGUUGCCAAGCUAAUGGAACAUACCUCGAUCUCGAUAUCCCUAUCUCGCUCUUUCAAGAUGCCCUUGAUAUGCGUCCCACUGGCCAUCUAGACCGCGUCAUCAUCCAGCUUCAUCUUGCCAUUGCUCUGCUAUCUCGUUUCGUGAAUCGGGGAUCUCAAGCGGAUGCUGAUGCCGCUGAAGAGUUGCUGAAUGAAGUCCUCGAUAUCUCCCUUGCUGACAGCCACGUAUACAGAGCGGCUCUGCUUGCAAUUGAAACCUCUGCUUUGGCCAGAAGCACCGAUGCGAAUAUACUUAGGGCGGAGGGGCCCGUUUCGUCCAUGCUUCCGUGGUCCCCGAAUGAACUUGCUCGUCGAGCAGAGCUGUGUUUUCGUAGAGACGAUCCCCAAGCCGUAGAUGAAGUUAUAUCUCUUCAUUACGAUGCGCUGGGAUACUACAGCACGGCGCAUGAUGAGCGAGGGCAAUUGCUGUGCAAUCUGGGUGCAAUGCUGAUGACUCGCUUCCAGCGUCGAGGAAAUAUUCAAGACCUCGAUGAAGGAAUUGCGCUUCUCAGGCAAGUCCCAGUCGGUCACCAAAAUUGGUCUGCGUCGUUGAAUAACCUUGCAACCCAACUUACCAUCCGCUUCGAGCACCGGGGCAAUAUCAAAGACAUGGAUGAGGCUAUCCCGCUUCACUGGCAGGCGCUGGCUUUGUUCCCGGUCGGUUACCCAGAUCGGUCUGCAUCAUUGAAUAACCUUGCAAAUCAACUCUCCAACCGCUUCAAGCACCAAGGCAAUGCCCAGGACUUGGAUGAGGCUAUCCCGCUUCACAGAGAAGCGCUGACUUUGUUCCCAGUCGGUCACCCAGAUCGGUCGGUGUCAUUGAAUAACCUUGCAACUACACUCUCCACCCGCUUCAACCACCGAGGCAAUGACCAAGAUUUGGAUGAGGCUAUCUCGCUUCACGAGGAAGCACUGGCCUUGCCCCCAGUCGGUCACCCAGAUCGGUCCGCGUCAUUGGAUAACCUCGCAAAUCAGCUCUCCAACCGCUUCAAGCACCGAGGCAAUGACCAAGAUUUGGAUGAGGCUAUCCCACUUCACAGGGAAGCGCUGGCCUUGCGCCUGGUCGGUCACCCAGAUCGGUUCGCAUCAUUGCAUAAUCUUGGGAAUCAACUCUCCACCCGCUUCCAGCAGCGAGGCAAUGACCAAGACUUGGAUGAGGCCAUCUCGCUUCACAGGGAAGCGCUAGCUUUGUUCCCUGUCGGUUACCCAGAUCGGUGCGGGUCAUUGAAUAAACUUGGGUGCCAUCUCUCUACACGCUUCAAGCACAGAGGCAAUGGUCAAGAUAUAGAAGAGGCUAUUUCGCUUCACAGGGAAGCACUGGCCUUGCACCCGGUUGGUCACCCAGACCGGGAAGCGCUGGCCUUGCGCCCAAAUGGUCAUCCAGAUCGGUCGGUGUCAUUGAAUAACCUUGCAAAUCAACUCUCCACCUGCUUCGAGCUCCGAGGCAAUGACCGAGACUUAGAUGAGGCUAUCUCGCUUCACAGAGAAGCGCUGGCUUUGCUCCCGGUCGGUCACUCAGAUUGGUUCAUGUCAUUGAAUAACCUUGCUGCUGUGCUCUCCGUCCGCUUCAGGCACCGAGGCGAUGACCGAGAUUUGAAUGAGGCUAUCCCGCUUUACCGGGAAGCGCUGGCUUUGACGCCGGUCGGUUACCCAGAUCAGUCUACGACUUUGAAUAACCUCGCAAACCAACUCUCCAACCGCUUCAAGCGCCGAAGCAAUGACCAAGACUUGGAUGAGGCUAUCCCGCUUUACAGGGAAGCGCUGGCCUUGCGCCCAGUCGGUUACCUAAAUCGGUCCGCGUCAUUGCAUAAUCUUGGAAAUCAACUCUCCGCCCGCUUCCAGUGCCGAGGUAACGACCAAGACUCGGAUGAGGCCAUCUCCCUUCAUAGGGAAGCACUAGCUUUGUGCCCUGUCGGUCACCCAGAUCGGUGCGCAUCAUUGAAUAACCUUUGGUGUCAUCUCACUAUCCGCUUCGAGCACCGAGGCAAUGCCCAGGACCUCGACGAGUCACUAGAUAUUCACUACCGUGCAUUGGCUCUCUUGAUGCAAGAUGACCCUCGUCAAAUAUCCGUCCAUAGCUCACUAGCUAACAUCUAUCUGCUGUUCCAUCGACCAGGACUUGAUGGCAGUAUCAAUGCCGCCAUGCAUCAUCUCAAAGUAGCAGCCAAUACUGUUUCUGGAGGUUUGCUAUCCCGACUGCGAGCAAGUAUAAAAUGGGUUCGCCAUGCUGAUCAACAUACACAUGGCACUGUACUGGAGGCUUAUGCAACUUCGAUGCAACUUCUGGACACUUACAUGUCUGCGACAGCUUCAGUGUCAUCUCGCCAUGAUAUCAUGAAGGUCUUCCCGCGCGCACUUGCAGUUGACGCUGCAUCAUGUACGCUUCGUCAUGGCGAUGUGCGCCACGCUGUAGAGUUGCUAGAACGAGGCAGGACUCUCAUCUGGACCCAGAUGGCACGAUUCCGCACGCCUCUCGACAGCCUCCAGAAACACGGCGAUCACGCAAAGGCUCUGACGGAGAAAUUCCGAGACCUCAGCUCCCUCCUUGAUAAGCCUCCUGCAGGACAUCAAGAAGGAACCCCAAGAGUCAAUGCAGAAGCAGAAGCUACCCGGUACAGACAUCUAGUGGAAGACUGGAAUACAGCUGCGGAAGAGAUCCGGAAGAUCGAGGGCUUCGGCCGCUUCCUACUUCCCCCCUUGUUCUCCGAACUCCAAGAUGCCGCUCGUGAUGGCCCUAUCAUUGUUCUCGUUGCUAGCAAGUCGUCUUGCGAUGCAAUCAUCGUCCCACACUGGGAACCUCCGGUCAGUGUAGGACUUGCUAUCAAUGUAGAAAAACUCGUGCGAUUGGUGAGCGCACUCCAACAAGCGGUGAAAAAUGAGGAGGAGAAACAAGCAAAGCUGAUAGAAGUUUUGAGGGAGUUGUGGGCCGAGGUAGUGCACCCUGUGGUUGUCAAUCUAGGCAAAGUUGCGAAGCCAGGGUCGCGAAUAUGGUGGUGCCCAACCUCACUCUUCAACUUCCUGCCUUUGCACGCGGCUGGCGAAUACAGGCCCAGUGGAAAGUCCCUUUCGCAGCUAUACAUUUCUUCCUACACCCCAUCACUUACCGCGCUGGUCAAGGCUCGCAGACGUCAUGAUAGGUCCCUACCCGUGUCCUUUGCUGCCAUCGGUCAGAACCACCCCCCAGAACAUUCAUUUCUACCAUGUGUCGAGCCUGAAUUGGACUUGGUGCAUGGUCUCCUACCCCCUUCCCCGACCGUUUCCUUUACCAAAGUCACGAGUGUUGAAUCAACGAAAUCGACCGCCUUGCGCACAUUGCGAGAUAACCAUUGGAUCCAUUUUGCCUGUCACGGGACACAAAACUUUGUGGAACCCUUCAAGUCAGCAUUUCUCAUGCGCGACGAACCACUUCAACUUCUAGAUAUCAGCCACACGGAUUUGUCUCGGCAUGAAUUUGCAUUUCUUUCUGCUUGCGAGACCGCAGUUGGUGACUUCAAAACUCCUGACGAAGCCAUUCACUUGGCGGCUGGCCUACAAUUUUCUGGGGUGAAGAGUGUCAUCGGUACAUUUUGGAAUGUCAAUGACAGCACCGUGCAACGCUUGGUCGAGGAAUUUUACAAGGAUUUUGCGGGGAUGGGAAGAUGA
Molecule: messenger RNA, 4650 nt
Organism: Suillus paluster
Lineage: Eukaryota; Fungi; Basidiomycota; Agaricomycetes; Boletales; Suillaceae
Product: CHAT domain-containing protein
Exons: 6
Coding region: 1-4650 (1549 amino acids)
Molecular function (GO): protein binding
Source: RefSeq, a predicted model, not a curated record